Molecule: messenger RNA, 3679 nt
Organism: Thalassophryne amazonica
Lineage: Eukaryota; Metazoa; Chordata; Actinopteri; Batrachoidiformes; Batrachoididae
Gene: robo4
Product: roundabout, axon guidance receptor, homolog 4 (Drosophila)
Exons: 19
Coding region: 60-3341 (1093 amino acids)
Biological process (GO): cell-cell adhesion; axon guidance
Cellular component (GO): plasma membrane; axon
Molecular function (GO): protein binding
Source: RefSeq, a predicted model, not a curated record
UAAUUUUGUACUUUUUAAUCUAAAGGACAUAAAAACUGCUUGUAUAUUGAUUUGGUUGCAUGUUAGUAAACAAUAUGAGUGGAAGUCUUUUCUUGAAUAUUUUCUUAUCUGCUGGUGGAGUUCUUGGUUUUCUGGCAGGAACCAGAGUUCAUGCAGAUGAGACGCCUCCUCAAAUCAUCCACCAGCCUUCUGAUGUGGUGGUGAAAGUAGGCUUUCCUGCAAGGCUCUCCUGCCAGGCGGAUGGCAACCCCAAGCCAACUAUUAGUUGGUUGCAUAACAGCCAGCCGCUAGAAAUGGAGAAACGAGCUGACCAGUGGCAGACCAUGAUCCUACCAGACGGCAGCCUCUUCUUCCUGAUUGUGGGAGGUGGCAGGCUUGGUUAUACGCAAGAGGGCUUCUACACUUGUGUGGCUGAGAACAGCGCAGGCAAGGUCAUCAGUCGUAACGCAUCUCUCUAUAUCGCAAUUUUGAAGGAUGAGUUCCUUGUGCAGCCCAGUGAUGUAGAGGUGGCUGAGGGGGAGGUGACCGUUUUGAACUGUAGCCCCCCGAUGGGACACCCUGAACCGGGCGUCAUGUGGAAGAAAGAUGGUCUGCUCAUCAACGACAACGAUCCCAACUAUACUGAGGUGAGUAGGAAGCUGAUCAUUGCUCCUACAGAGAAGAAACACUCUGGUUCUUAUGUUUGCGUGGCCAGCAACACUGCGGGAGUGAGAGAGAGCCGGGCAGCUCGGCUCAGUGUACUGGCUAAACCAGUGUUGCUGCUGAAGCCUGAAAAUGUGUCUGUGAGAAUGGGCGAAUCGGCCCAUUUUUACUGCCAAGCUAAAGGUGACCCUCCACCUGCUGUGGUCUGGAUGAGAGAACAAGGUCCACUUCCCAACGGCAGGUAUCUUGUGAACCCAGACCAGACUCUCCAGAUCCAUUAUGUGACAGCUGAGGAUGCUGGGAAAUACACCUGCACUGCUGCCAAUGAUGCAGGCAUGAUCACCGCCAGCGCAGAGCUAUUCAUUGAAGAGGCUGCAAGCAUGGAACUGAAAGACCUCCACAAAGAGCUCUCUGCCAUGAGGGUGGCUCUGGAAAAUGUCACAAUCAUUGCCUCUGGAUCCAACAUAUCCAGAGUACAAUGGAAGCUGCAGCCCCUGCCAGCUCAGACACACUACCUUGAUGGUUUUGAGGUUCUGUAUCGUUCUCUGCUGCCGAUUAGCUCUGACUGGGCAGCAAAGAAGGUGAUGCUGCCCAGUUUCCAAACUCUGGUGGGCCCCUUAAAAAGAGGCUACAAGCACGAGUUCAAAGUUCGUCCGUAUGGCAGCAACUUGUAUGGAAGGGAGAGCAACACCCAGCACCUCAGAGUUCCAGAAAUAGAACCAAGUGCUUCACCAUUGGCUGUGUCCGUAGCAGUUAAACGUGAGCAGAAUAACACCAUCCAUGUGAGCUGGGAGCCGCCCCCUCAUGAAACCCACAAUGGCAUCAUACAGGGUUAUCAGGUGUGGUGUGUGGAGUCUGAAGAGCAGCAAUUCCAAAACUGGACUGUGGAUAGCAGCCACCACAACCUUGAUAUCACCGAUCUCAAACCAGGCAAACAAUACUGGGUCAGCGUGGCAGCUGUCAACGGAGCCGGCAUAGGAAAGCAGAGUGAUCCAUGUGGAUUUUUUAUCAAUGCUCAGAUUGGAGGUUUCCCUCAAUCCAACAGCCAAAGUAGAGAUCUGUCUCAGGUUGUGACUGUGUUUCAACAUCCAGUGUUGUUCACCAGCAUUGGCGCCCUCCUGUGGUGCAUUUUAAUGGCCGCAGCUGUCUACUUCUUCAGACGUCACAGCAGGACAGGCCACCUGAUACCAAGCCAUGGCAAGAGUAAAGGUUUACGCAGACUUGCGAGUGAAGAUCUAAUCAUUAAACACAGGAUGGCAGCUCCAGACUCCCCAUGGAUCUCUGGAUCCUGGAGACCAGGAAACUUCAGUGAGAAGUACCAGGACUUGUGGGCUCAGGGACACAAACAGCCAGGAAUCAGGAGCACCAGCCUCCCCAUCUCAGCUAAGACAGACUCUAGUUGUCUGGACUCAGCGGUCCCUUUUGUCACUGACAGCUGUGGAGUCUAUGGCACUUUUUAUGUGGACCUGAUGGGCAAUGGCCUCAAGACCUUCAACAGUCCUCAGCAUUGUCCUAAAAUGCCUCAUGGUCCAUGCCUUCAGCAGGAUGCUGAGACCAUCCAGAUAUACACCCAGCCUGUCACAAAGGCCUCAUUUCUCGGUAGCCGUGAGGUACUGCCAUGGAAACAAGCCAUACGCCCACAGCCCAAGAUGGGUUUGUUGAGGGAAUCGUGGGAAAAGAACAAGAGCAAGCAAGAGCUCUGUGCAGUGAACAUCGUUCCCAACCUUGCACUUCAGAACCAGGCCUGUGUAUCCCCUGCCUGCAAACAGAGACUCAGCAACACCCCAUCAGGUCAACUAGGUGGACAUCCACAGUGUACUAACACUGGUGGCUGUCCUUGUACGCUGCUUUAUUCAGCAUCACUCCACUUAGUGGAUAUGCUGCCCACUGCGCCACAGUUCCCAACAGAUGGAGCCAUGGAUUCCCACAGCAUCACCUCAGACGAAGGCUCCAGUCGUUCCACAAAGGUCACGUUGGACCUGGGAUCCCUGCAGUCCAUGUGUGCUAUGUCAGGCCACCGUGGGUCACAGGGGCCCAACACCAUAAACACCAGUUGCCCCUCCUACAGCUGCUUUUCCACUGCAUCGUACGCCACGUCACUGGACGAAUACCAGGAUGCCACGCUGACAUCACAGGAGGUCACACAGUAUCUGGAGCUCAGCCCAAAACCAGACACAUGCAGCAGCGGCCUGCAGGAGCAGCGUCCCUCUCUGUCACAGUCUUUCUCCCCGUCACUGGGCUACAUCUCUGGACCAGUAUCCUGCAGUCAGCUGGAAGACACCGCUGCCGCAGCCGUCAACUCUCAGGCUCCGCCUAUUGGCUUGCGACAGGCCCGCCUUCAGAGCACGCCUUCUUCUUGCUACAGCGAAUGGGACGGCUCACUGUGGAACACCUGGAGUUCGUUGACGGACGGUAACAUGGCCAGUGCGCGCACCAGCCUCAUCAGCUCAGUGGACAGCUGCUACACUAACGACAGUGCAAACGUCGCUCGAUUUCUGGCCGCGGCAGCGGACAGCAUGAGUGGAGCAUCUUUGUCAGACUUUUCUCCGCCAGCAUCGCCGCUCAGCACCUUGUAUCCAUGUUUUCGAGGGGAAAGCGACCUGUUUGGGGAACUGGAGCCCACGUGGGACUGGAAUAUGUUCUGGGCCGAGGAAAUGGAGGCUCAGCGCAGAGCGCGCUACGGUGGCAGAAACACCUAACAGAGUUUUUAACAACUGCACAAACAAGAAAACAGAAGAGGCGCGGAGAGGAAGCUGGAAGAGUCAGUCUUUUGAGGUUUGCAUAAGUUAUUCUUGCAACGGCCUGAAGAAGAAAUAAAAUCAGUGAGAUUUCACCUCUGCAUGCACGUGCACAGCUAUUAUUGGUUUCCAAGUUAACUUCAGGGUGGUCCAGUUCCUAUUUUACAUCCUCCCAAAUGUCUCCGACUGAGUCCCUAAAGUUUUUCCCUCUGCACGGCUCCCUCGUGUUAGAUAAGACGCUAAUGAGAUCCGUCCCUUUGGAUGUUCUCACUCGGUGUGUGUUUUGAAAGCCCCACAAA